AUUGAUGUCAGGUCAUUGUCGAGACAGGACAUUCAAAUUCUUGUUGGUUAUGGAUGCCCUAGUGCUGACAAGAAGGUGGUUAUGGCUGCCAAACCAUUGAGAAAGCAUGUGCACCUUGAUGAAGGAGAUGUGUGUAGUUCCUGCAAUCUGAGGAGCUCGUGUGAAAAAGCCUAUCUUUUGACUAACAAAGAGGACGAGGCACGGACGAUUGAUGUAAUGCGAGUUUUGGCUACAUUUGGUCUUGAUCAUGCCCAUGGCUUAGUGGCAAAUAAACCUCUUCUGAAGCAAAAAUCUGUGAAAAUUGUAGUGCGCAAGUUGCUUCAUCAGGUUGUCAAGUUGAGUGCAGUUCCUAUUGAUCCAAACCUUCCCCCUCCAGUUAUCAAAAGACCUCCACCUAAGGUCAAACAACCUCCACCAACUCCAAAGAGACGAGUUGGACGGGAUGAUGUAGAAAUGAAGAAAGGAGACUGGUUAUGUUCUAAGUGUGACUUCAUGAAUUUUGCAAAGAAUACAGUGUGCCUACAGUGUGAUGCAAAGCGUCCAAAGAGACAGCUGCUUCCAGGAGAAUGGGAAUGCCCGGAGCGUAACUUCUUAAACUACCGGAGAAAUACGGCCUGCUUCCAUUGCGAUUGCAAGCGCCCGCCUGACCAGUUCAUGGAAGACAAAUUGCAGGAAAGACAUCAGAAUUCAAGGACAAGGCUGGAGAGGACUGCCACCCGCCCAGAAGUCUCUACUGCAUGGAACUUUGAUUUUGAUGAUGAUGAAUCUGAUGGAGCAGAUGUUGCUGCUUUUGAGUAUGCAGACUCAUCAAUGAAGGGCAAAGAUUCCUCUUUACAUUGCCCGGAGCAGGGGAGGAAUCAUCAAGGAUUUGAAGAAGAUUUUCGUCGUGAUAAUAAAUUCCCAAGAGUUGUUAACAGAGAAUACUCUGAUUCCGAUCAUGGUUCUCGUACUGGUUUUGACGAUUUUGAUGAUGAGGAAGAUGACGUGGACAGUUUCGAGGUAGAUGGACGGAAUAAUCCACCGGUUAGGAAUGGGUCAUCAAUAAACUUUUCCGAGUUUGAAGGGGACUCUGGGUCUGAAGAUGGAGACGUAGACAAUAAAUCACUUGCCCGACAAAAACCAAGGUCACCCUCUCCCAAUAGGCAAUUGAAACCCUUACAUGGCGGGCCCUCUGUUCCUGGUUCAUAUGAUGAACACGUUGAUUUUGAUUCUGAGGAUGAGAGUUCAGUCCGUCCUAACUGGAGAUCUAGUCACGUUGCCGAUUCUAGAAAUAGAGGCAGGAGCAGAAGUCCUCCAGGUAAAGUGUUGACGAAACACCUUGCCAUUGGAGUUAGGUCCGAGCAGCGCGUGAAUAAACCAACCUCAAAAGGUGGGGUCGAGAAACAACUGAUGCUGCUCCUAAACUCUCGAGCUCGGCUGGUCUUUUACGUACAUGUCCGCACGAGAAUGUGGUCGAUCCUACGCAACAAAACCGCCACCGCCACGACGAUGACAUGCUUCUUCCUCGCCCACUCGCUCCCUCCCCCACUCUUCUCCGCCCUUUUUAAACCCUCCCCUCCUCUCUCCGCCGGAUUUCCUGGUGCUGGUUGGGGCCCCGCGAUUCGUUCCUUCUGCUCCAGGUCGGACCGCGAGCGCCGAGCGAUGGCGGACCGGUUGGAGGGCUUCUGCGAUCCGAGCUCCAUAUCGUACCUCACGCAGAGAGAGGCCGCCGAGAUCGACGAGAACCUCAUGGGCCCCCUCGGCUUCAGCGUCGAUCAGCUCAUGGAGUUGGCUGGCCUGAGCGUGGCGACUUCAAUCGCUGAGGUAAGGCCUUCCUCGCCUUUUUCUCAAUUCUGUUCUGUCACUGCUGUUUGA
Molecule: messenger RNA, 1854 nt
Organism: Rhodamnia argentea
Lineage: Eukaryota; Viridiplantae; Streptophyta; Magnoliopsida; Myrtales; Myrtaceae
Exons: 7
Coding region: 82-1854 (590 amino acids)
Cellular component (GO): cytoplasm
Molecular function (GO): mRNA binding
Source: RefSeq, a predicted model, not a curated record